This is a messenger RNA of Camelina sativa (false flax), 2181 nucleotides long. RefSeq lists its product as uncharacterized. NCBI's taxonomy places the organism in Eukaryota, Viridiplantae, Streptophyta, Magnoliopsida, Brassicales, Brassicaceae. The record is from RefSeq and is a predicted model, not a curated record.
UAUAUACUCAUUUCCAAUCAUAUCAUCUGGACCAAGUCUCUCAAUUUUUUUUAACCAUCUUAUUCUGUAGAGCACAUAGCAUUCAUGGAUCCCAUCAACCAUUCUCUUCUUCCUCGUCUUGUAUGCCCUGUCGUACGAACCGAAAACCUAAAAAGCCAACGUUGUCAGUUUGGUAGGGCAGGUCCCAAAGUCGAUAGUUCUUAUUAUAUUUUUAAUGACAAUUGACAAAGAUGGCGAGUCUUCACAUUCUCACCAUCUUCUCCCUCUUAUUGGGUGCAACAAUAGAGAAACUGUAACAAACAUACAAUUAUCUGAGGAAGAAGAAGCACAAUGUGGGGCUUGUCGAAAUAGUGCAAGCGGCACAACCUACUACUUUUGUACUAAAUGUGACAAAUGGUACCACAAAGAAUGUGUCGAGUCCCCCACUGUGUUCAAAUCUUCUUAUCAUCCUAAACAUUCUCUCUAACUUCACAUAUACUUAAAAGGAUUAUUACAUGGUGCUGGAAUGUGUAUCCCAUUUCGCAACAUGUGGAUCCUUAUUUUAUCAUUGCUCUAUUUGUAAUUUUACUUUGGAUCCGGUUUGUGCGACAAAACCAACAUUUAUAAACCAUCCAAAAAGACAUGAGCAUACACUAUACUACUUUACCAGAAAAUCCAAGUUAAUGUGUGUUGUUUGUGGGGAGGAUUACAAGUAUUUCAUCUUUGUAUGUCUUCAUUGCGAUUUCAUUGUUCAUAAAAAGUGCAUCUACUUACCUCAAGUCAUAAAAAUAUCUCUUCACAAACACCGUCUUUCUUUUGCUUCUUCUCUUUCGUUUAGAGAAUGGGCUUGCGGAGUUUGUCGCAAAGAUAUUGACACAAAGUAUGGGGCAUAUACUUGCAUGACAAAGGGCUGCAUUUAUGGUGUGCAUACUAAUUGUGCCACAAGUCGCACAAGAGGAAUAAUAUGGGACAUAAAGGAGCUUGAAGGAGAACCCGAAGAAGACGAUGAGAAUAUUAAGCCGCCAUUUGAGGAAAUACGUGAUGGUAUUAUACUACAUUUUAGUCAUCCAAAACAUCUCAUGCGACUUGACGAAGAUGUAAAAAGAUGGUGCGGUGAAGAAAAAUAUUGUCAAGCCUGCAUACUUCCUCUAUAUGAUGGUAAAUCAUAUACAUGCGUCAAAUGUGAUUAUGUUUUCCAUGAAGCAUGUGCAUAUCUUCCUCGUGUGAAACAACAUGCCUUACAUGCCCAUUUACUUACUCUGGAACCAAGUUUUACCCAAAUCAAACAAUGUCAGUAUUGCAAUGUUAAAUCAUGCGGUUUCAAAUAUGUGUGUUACAAUGUUGAUGGUAACAAGUUCAGUUUAGACGUACGAUGUGCUUCUAUAUCUGAGCCGUACGAUCAUCAUUUGCAUAUGCAUCCCUUGUUAUUUAACUCAUCAACAGAUACAUGUUCGAUUUGUGGUAAUCUAAGAGAAACGUUAACGUGCGAUCGUUGCGGCUUUCUCUUGUGUUUUCGUUGCGCGGGGUUUCCAUAUAAGGUGAGAUACUUGAACGAUGAACAUUUACUCACUUUUUCAUAUAGAGGAUUCAGUUAUGUAGACUACAUGUCCUCGUCCGAUAUUUCUGAGGGUUCAUAUGAAGAAGAUGCAAAGGGAGACUUCUCGUGUGAUCUUUGUGAGGAAGAAAUAAUUCUAAGAGGAGAUUCAAGAAGCGGAUUCUAUAGAUGCGAAAAAUGUGAAGUCGCACUCCAUGUUAAAUGCUGCUUUGGGGAGGAUUUAUAUAUGAAUCCUGGUUCAAGAGUUACGGUACAAGGAGAGGAGUUCAAUAUUGUUAAAAACAGUGCUUUCACUCGACCCAUCUGCAUGGGAUGCCAAGGACGUUGCAAAUAUAAAAUGAUGUUUAUAGCAGUACUUCUGGAGAUAUAUAUUGUUCAAUCAAACACAUUUAUAAUGAGUCCAAGAAGAAGAAGAAGCUUUGAUUUAGAUAUGUGCAGUGCAAGUGAGUAGAUCAAAUAAAUAGGAAAGUACUCCUACUCUCAUUUACUUGUAAUAAAAGGAAAUUGUUUGGCUUUGUAGAAAUAUGUUAAGAUUAACUUAAAUAAAUCUAUAAAUAAUUUGGCACGUGAGGCAAAGAUAAAAAACAGAAAUGUUUGGGUCUUCAUAGAAAUUUCUUAUUCUGAAAGCAGUUCUUCAACGUUUAACC